Penicillium cataractarum is the source of this 1326-nucleotide messenger RNA. RefSeq names its product fungal specific transcription factor domain-containing protein. Bases 1 to 1326 code for a protein of 441 amino acids. Lineage: Eukaryota; Fungi; Ascomycota; Eurotiomycetes; Eurotiales; Aspergillaceae. The record is from RefSeq and is a predicted model, not a curated record. Gene Ontology annotation, biological process: DNA-templated transcription. Gene Ontology annotation, molecular function: zinc ion binding; DNA binding. The transcript is spliced from 2 exons.
AUGGCGCUCCUCUGCGCCGUUUGCUUUGCAGCAGUCUCAACUAUGCCCAAAACCGACGUAAUGCGACAAUUUUUCUACGCCAAGUCAAUUUUACUUCGCCAUUUCAUGCAAGAGAUGGACAAUAGAUUCAUGAGAGCACAGUUAAUAUUACGCCCAAGCACCCUAACUCUCACGGCGCUUGUCAUCUAUUUGUCGGCGUUGCGUACCCACGACGCUACCCGGACUGUUUGGAUACUUACCGGUCUUGCCAAGCGCAUUGCUGAAUCGCUCGGCAUACAUGAAGAUGGCGCUCGCCUUCGGCUGAGCCCAUUUGAUACUGAAAUGAGGCGGCGUCUUUGGUGGCAUUUGACCGCGCUUGAAGCAUCUGCUCCAGAAAACCACGGUUUCAACGCGGCUUCCACGGUCAGCGAAAACAAAUUCCCACUGCCUAAUAACAUUAAUGACGAUGACAUUGGCCCUCAAAUGAAGGAGCCGAGGGUAAAAAACGAGGUGUGGACUGAGACAUCCUUUUCUAUCCUGAACCUGGACCUCUCUCGCCGGUUAAGAUCCGCCGUGACAAAUAGCAACGACGACUUCAAUGCGCAAGUGAACAUAAUUGAAGAAACUGAUCAUGUAAUGAGCCAGCAAUUACUGCGAUUUGCAGAUAUGACCAAACCGAUAUGUCGGGCUGCUGAUGCUUUGCUCCGGAUAUCAGUUCUGAAGGCCCACUUUAUUUCGACUUUACAGAAGUGGCUCUCAACUGGGACCAGAACAGAGUCCCAAUACAGUCACCUCCCACAGUCAAUUUUUUCAACUGCAGUGAAAUUACUAGAAGACGGGUACCUCCUCCAAUCAGGAAAUCUUUUCUCCGACUUCGCCUGGUUCUAUCAACAACAUCCUCAGCUGUACGCAUUGUUUCUUGUACUACGCACGCUCCAUGCCUCCCCUGAGAGGGCAGAGGUAGACAGGGCUUGGCUUGCCGUGGACAACUAUUUCACUUGCCUCGCCGAUUUUGAAGAGGCCGCUGAGUUGAAGGGUAGGACGAGCUGUGUGUGGACUGUCCUGAAUCCUUUGAGAAACAAAGCCAGAGAGUCCCGUAGCGUAAUUGGCCACACAAAGCAAGGCUUGCCUCAUGCCGAAUUUUUAUCCUCGAAUACCGACCUAGAUUCGACGAAUUCGAUCUCGCAAAAUCCCGACCCCACUUCCUCUGUCUCAACAUUUGAGUCCGGCGUGCAUUUACCGUUCACUCGAACAAAUCAGCUUGGUUUGGAACAUUCGGCUUUCGAUGAUGUUCUCGCUUGGCAGGACUUUACUGAUUGGUUCAAUAUGGAUGUCGGAGGAUUCUGA